Molecule: messenger RNA, 1985 nt
Organism: Pteronotus mesoamericanus
Lineage: Eukaryota; Metazoa; Chordata; Mammalia; Chiroptera; Mormoopidae
Gene: CUNH15orf62
Product: chromosome unknown C15orf62 homolog
Exons: 1
Coding region: 170-685 (171 amino acids)
Biological process (GO): positive regulation of pseudopodium assembly; regulation of cell shape; positive regulation of actin filament polymerization
Cellular component (GO): cytoplasm; membrane
Molecular function (GO): small GTPase binding
Source: RefSeq, a predicted model, not a curated record
CGCCCACGGUGCUAGCCUGAGGUCUGAGCUAGGCAGAAAGCUGGCGGCCUCUGCUGAAAAGUCCACGGCACUGUCUCCCGCUCUUUGUUAUUCACUGCUCCGGCAGGGACCAGAUGGUCCCUAGACACUCUUGAACUGGACUUUUAAGGUCUACUGGCAACCUGAGUCCAUGGAGACCUGGCGGAAAGGCUCCUUCCGCAAUGCCUCCUUCUUCAAGAGACUGAGCCUGGGACGGCCUCGGCGACUCCGGCGGCAGGGCAGUGUGCUGAGCCAGGCCAGCACGGCCGGCGGGGACCAUGAGGAGUACAGCAACAGAGAGGUGGUCCGGGAGCUUCGAGGGAGGCCGGAUGGCCGGCGCCUGCCUUUGUGGGGAGACGAGCAACCCCGGGCCACGCUUCUGGCCCCACCCAAGCCCCCGCGCCUCUACCGAGAGAGCUCCAGCUGCCCCAACAUCCUGGAGCCCCCAUCUGCCUACUCGGCUACCCUGUCAUCGGCACUCUCCCUGGCGGGCCCCCUCCAUGAAUACUCUGAGGAGGACCUUUCGGAUACUCCCCCCUUCCAGAGGGCACCUGCUGCGGACCUUAAUGACCCCUUCUUCUCCUUCAAAGUGGACCUGGGGAUUUCACUUCUUGAGGAAGUUCUACAGAUGCUGAGGGAGCAAUUUCCCAGUGAGCCCAGCCUCUGAAUGGGGUGAGGGUGGGCAGAGGUGUGGGGACUGGAAGAACGAAAAACCUCAGUACCCGGGAAAGGAAGGUACAGUCACAGAUUAAGAAAAAGGUGGGGUUCUGGCUGGUGUGGCUAAGUGGAUCAAGUGCCAGCCAGUGAACCAGGGGUCACUGGUUCGGUUCCCAGUCUAGGGCACAUGCUUGGGUUGCAGGUCAGACCCCCAGUGCGGGCGGGAGGAGGUGCGUGAAAAACACAUUGAUGAUGCUUCUCUCCCUUCUUCCCUUCCCCUCUCUAAAAAAGGAAUAAAAUCGUUAAAAGAAAGAAAAAGGUAGGGCUAGUAAUCCAGGGCCCUGCCUGCCCUCUGGGUCCUCAACAGUCCUCCAGAUCACCCCAGAGUGGAAGGACAGAUGCACAGAGGCAAGCUGGAAAGGCUGUGAGCCCUGAAGGCAGCUGGCUGGGCUGGGAAAGGGAGGCCGGGCCUGCAAGUCCAGGGACCACGCAGAGGCCAGCACAGGGGGUGGGCGGCACAGGGGAUGAGUCAGAGAAAGGAGGACACAUGGGCUGGACAGAUCAGAUGGGCGAUACCCUGCCACAGCCACCUGUGAAGCUACUGUCAACAGAGAGAGGCUACAGGACAGGUCUAGGCAAAAGCAGUCCAAAUCAGGCCUAAGAAGGAAGUGAGGGAGACCAGAGGGGAGAGGGAUGAGACAGGCUUGACUGUGUCCAAUGUGGAAGCCACUAGCUAUAAUCAGCUGUUCACAUUUAAAUAACUGAAACUAAAUAAAAUUAAAAAUUUAGUUCCUCAGCCGCACUGGCUACCAUUUCAAAGGGUCGACAGCCACACCCAGCUAAGGGCUACCACACUGGGCUGUGGAGGGCGAACAUCGACAUCCCUGGAAGAAGCCGCGUCGGACAGUGCUGGCCUGGAGCACGGCCCGCGGCUGGCAGGGGCAUGGUGGGCGAGGGUGGAAACUCGGAGGCCUGCAACGGGAGGGAGGGGCUGGCAGCUGGGAAGAGCGAGGCAGGUAUACAUAGACUAUCACUUAGGGAAAAGGCCACCCAAGUCAUUCGCAGCGAAGGGGCCCCAAGAGGCCCAAGCUGCCAACACAGCAGCCCAGAGCGGCCCCUGACGCCUGAGGAGGGUGGCUCUGGGGACUGUUAGCUGACGGCACGGACACAGCUCUGAAGGGCUGCUCUGGGGAGUUCCCAGAAUUAUUUCUGAUGGGAUCCCUUGGGAAAUGCAGUAAGAACAGCGGCAGAUUUCCCUCCCUCCAUCCGGCCCCCGACGAGAACAUAGGAGGACUGGACAGGAAACUCAU